This is a messenger RNA of Condylostylus longicornis, 1643 nucleotides long. Its product is annotated as esterase E4-like. The transcript has 2 exons. The record is from RefSeq and is a predicted model, not a curated record. Gene Ontology annotation, molecular function: hydrolase activity. The coding region runs from base 1 to 1608 and encodes 535 amino acids. Lineage: Eukaryota; Metazoa; Arthropoda; Insecta; Diptera; Dolichopodidae.
AUGUCAACAAAAAUUGAAAAAAAUGGUGAAAUUAUAAAUUCUAAUUUACAAAUUUUAGGAAGAAUAUUAAAGAGUAAUAAUGGUCACGAUAUUUACUCAUUUCGUGGUAUACCAUAUGCUAAACCACCAGUUGGUAGAAAACGUUUUAAAGAUCCUGAACCAUAUGGAAAAUGGAAUAAUUUAUUGGAUGCAAGAAGAGAUGGUCAUAUUUGUCCACAACCAAUAAAAAAUUUAAAUGAAAUUAAAGAUUUAACAAUAUCAGAAGAUUGUUUAACAUUAAAUGUUUACACUAAAUCAAUGGAUGGUAAUUCAUCUGUAUUAGUUUUUAUACAUGGUGGCGGAUAUAAAUAUGGCAGUGGAAAUAGUUUUAGUUAUAAACCAAAAUAUUUACUCGAUAAUGAUAUCGUUUUAGUUACAUUUAAUUAUAGAUUAGGACCAUUAGGAUUUAUAAGUAGCGGAAGUAAACAUGCUACCGGAAAUUAUGGUUUUAAAGAUCAAGUUUUAGUAUUGAAAUGGAUUCAAAAUAAUAUUCAUUAUUUUGGUGGUAAUCCGAAUUCAGUAACAUUAAUUGGACAUAGUGCUGGUGCAAUGUCUGCAACAUUACAUUUAGUAUCGCCUAUGUCAAAAAAUCUAUUUCAUAGAAUUGUUGCAUUAAGUGGAUCAACAACAUCACAAUGGCCUACUAAUAAUGUUAAUUUAACAAAAAUUCUUGCUAAAUCAGUUGAAUGUCCAAUUGAUCAUAAUGAUGAAAUGAUUAAAUGUUUACGCAAAAAACCAUGGGAAAAAUUAAUAGAAAUUGGUGCAAAAUGGGAUGGAAAUUGUUUUCCAGAUUUAGAAUGGAAUUACGAAAUUGAAAAAAAUUUUGGUCAAGAAAAAUUUAUGAUUAAUCAUCCUGUAAUUUUAUUUAAAAUAGGUGAAUUUCAUAAAGUACCAAUUAUAAUUGGUAUAACAAAAGAUGAAUAUAAAGAUCAAGGUUAUAUUUUAUCAAAUAAUACAGAAUUAUUAAAUGAUAUUAGUGAAAAUUUUAAUAAUAUAGCUCCAAAAUUAUUUGGAUAUGGUAACUCUAAUCAAUCAGAUUAUAUAAGUAAUCGAUUUAAACAAAGUUAUUUUAAUAAUGAAAAAAUUAAUAUUGAAAGUAAAACAAAAUUAGGUGAUUUGUUUAGUGAUGCUGUAAUUAAUUUCAGUGUACAUAGAUUAGUUCAUUUGGCAAGUCAAUAUAUUAAUAUUUAUUAUUAUAGAUUUGAUUAUAAAGGAAAUUAUUCAUGUGCCACGAAAGAUAAUAAUGGUAAACCAUAUUUUGUACACCAUGAUGACACACUCAUCUAUCUAUUUAAUUUUAAUGAUUGUGCUCCGGUAUUUCAAAAUAGAAAUGAUUCAGAUUAUAAUAUGAUGAAAAAACUUAAUAAAUAUUUAAUAAAUUUUGCUAGAUUUGGUAAUCCUAAUAUGAAAAAGAAUAAUAAAAGAGAAAUUAUAUGUGAAACAUAUUGGACUCCAACAACAAAACGAAAUAUUAAAACAUUUUAUAUAAAUGAAGCAUGUGAAACGAGUGAUCCACCAAAUGAAGAUCGACUUGUAGUUUGGGAUGAAUUAUUUCCUAUUAAUGAAUAAGUAAUAUUAAAAUAUUCAAUAAAAUGUUUUGUAUA